Molecule: messenger RNA, 2228 nt
Organism: Melanaphis sacchari
Lineage: Eukaryota; Metazoa; Arthropoda; Insecta; Hemiptera; Aphididae
Exons: 2
Coding region: 36-2228 (730 amino acids)
Source: RefSeq, a predicted model, not a curated record
AACUUUAAUACUGCACUACAUAUAUUUCAUUAAAUAUGAGUCAAAGGCCAUCUUCAAAAAAUUCAUGCACGCGAAAACAACCAAUGACUAGAAGAAAAAGUUCGGAAUCUAAUAGAUGUGAACGCCCACAAACAACCAGUUGUAGAAUUAUUGAACCUAUACAAGAAGAAUGUGCUGAUAAUAUUGAGUCACAAACAAACGAAGAUGAAAAUUGCCCAUAUACGGAUCAAGAACCAAGAUAUGAUCCCAAAGAGCUUCGUGAUGCUGUACGAAUACUUAAUCCAUUUGUUAGACUAAUUAAAGACACUAAUAAUCCAUAUGCUAGAAUAGUAGCUCGAGAAGUAUGUAAAACUUUUUAUCAUUUGUUUCAUCCAAAUAAACAUCCUGUAGACGUUAUGAAAACAAUUAAUUGGAGAGCUAAGACUGUGAAAACCCAACAGUUGUGGAAUGAAUUUUGGCUUUACGUCCCCGGGUCGAAAAUUGAAGAAUGGGUAUCGUUACGUGAAUGUGUUAAAAAUAAUAAUCUCAUAGAUUUUAGUAGUUAUUGUAGUCCAUGUCAAACACAAACUGAAAAUUGCAACUCACAAGUUAAUGAACUACAAUGUCCUGUAAAUCAAUUAUCCAAUAAUAAAAACUGUGUUGAACAGAGCUCAAAACCUCGCAGACAAAAUCAAAGCACGCAGAGAACUCAGAUAAAUCCGAGAGAACAUGUAAAUUUUGGAGACAUCUGUGGUUCUGAUACAUACCAGAGUUUAUACGAUAUUAGUCCUCCAGAUAUGGAUUUCGAACACCAAUGCGCUGGUUCUGAUUGGCCAUAUACACAUAAUUUUAAACCAAAAGCUUCAAAAAAAAUGUUUUCAAGUACUGUAGACCAAAAUAAAUAUACAUUUAAAUUAAAUUCAAAACAACGCUAUGGGAAAAUAUCUGGGACUCAAUGUCAGUUGAAACAACUUGAUGAGCCCACAAGUAAAAAUUGUGGUAUUGGUUUUGAAGAUACUAUGAAAAAAAUAAAAAAUUGUACUUUGGAAUGCAAACGUCAACCUGCCGGAAAUGACUUUUAUUUCCCGCAUUCUGAACCUGGCUGCAGUGCUGGUCCUACAUAUGUGCCUCAUAAUUCUAGAACUGAUAUAACUCAACAUGAAUAUUACAGAAUAACUGCAAACACACCAUCUCCACCACGAAAUAAACUUCAACGUAUGCCAAAAACACCAGUUGAACCAGAACUUAGAACAAAUGCUCUACAAUGUUCUAUAAUAGACAAUGACCAAGAAUGUAGUGAUUCAGAUUCUGUCGAGAGUUUAAAAAAUAUACAGCAGAUAGUAUGUAAAUCAAGUUUAGUAGCCAAUGCAUUUACUAAUUUAUCAUUAGCAAAAAAAGACCUUCAAACAAAAACAGAAGCUUUUAAUAUAUUAACACAACAUUAUUUGAAUUUUGCAUCGAACCCAAUAGAAGUAGAUCCUCCAUGUACAGAUAGUCCAAGUGCUAAGAUGAUCUUGCAAGCUAUCUAUAAAAAUCCACCAAAAAUUAUCAAACCAUUCAAUGAUUGUGAAUGGAAUGAUAAUGCUUUUCAUGACAAGGAUUUCGUUCGUUUACUCCCAUUUUAUGAAAGCGUACAUAAUCAAUUAGAAUAUAUUUCGAAAACACAACGAGAUUAUGGUAUAAAUAUGUUAGAUGAUAUAAUGUCUACUUUUUAUCAUAUACACUACGAAUUGGGUGAUCCAAGACUCAAGAAUGAUAUGCUUAUAGAACACGUCAAACUUAUUACAAGAAAUACUUGGGAAUCAUAUUUUUAUAAAGACAGAAAAAUGCCUGCCAUACCUGAUAAAGAUUCUUAUCGAUCAACUUCACAACAACCUAGUCCAGUGCAACAAUCUUGUACAAGACAACCUAGUUCAGUACAACAAUUGUGUCCAAGACAAGUUUGUCCAAAGCCACCAAACCAAAGGCCACCUAAUGUUAGACAACCACAAGCACCAAAACUUAAUGUUAGCAGAAGACCACCUACGACAAGUAACCAAAAAAUGGAUGAUUGUCCUCAACAAGCUUGUAAUCCUUCUGCAGAAAAUAAAAGAAAUUUUCUACGCAGAAGUCGGCCGAGUGGUGCACCAAAGGGAUGGGCUCCAAAAUUAAAACAAGCAGAUCGCCCGGAUACCUUGCCAGUUUUCAAAGCAAAACCGUUACCAAAAUUUGUUCGCGAUAGAUUAAAUAAUCAAGAUGCAGCAUGUUAA